AUGACGAUAUUUACAAAAGUAAAAAAGGCACCUGAAGUGACGAAAACAUUGCGAUCAAAAGAAUCUGCAACAGUUUGUGUUGAUUCGACCGUUUAUCAACGUGAUGAAACCGGAACAUUAGCCCGAAUACGACAGUAUAAAAAAUUUACAAGUUUAUGCAUGAUAUUUUUACUACUUUGGUUACUGGUAGCUUCAUUUAUGGCUGGUACAUUUUUCUAUCGUCAAUUUCAUCGUCGUCCAACAUAUUACGGUUGGUGCGGAACGACAUUCAUUCAACGUGGUCGAAAUGAACACAUGGAAGAAAGUGUAGAAAUUAAUCCAGAUGAACAAUGA
Molecule: messenger RNA, 333 nt
Organism: Acanthocheilonema viteae
Lineage: Eukaryota; Metazoa; Nematoda; Chromadorea; Rhabditida; Onchocercidae
Source: the annotation of a GenBank genome assembly